GUGUGUGUGUGGUGGUAGUUUUGUUUUGGAAUCAUCAUCGUCCAUAUUUUUCACUCGCUGUCUAUUUUUAAUGAAACAUAAACAUUUAAUUGCUCAUCUGUGCACAGUUCCCUAAACCCUUUUGCUGUGCCAGUUCGUUUCGCCUUUGCUUAUAUGUGUGUAGAAUAAAGGUAAACGUUAUUAGCGUAUGAGUUAAUCAGCACUUGGUGGCCUUCUUUCUUUGUUUUGCAAUUCGAAUGAAGGCAAUUGUGCAGUGAAAAUAUUGGGCAGAAAGUUCCGUCCGUACCGAUCGCUUGCGAAUUGUAGAGUGAUGUUCACGCUUUACUGCCUGGCCUCGUAAAUUGAUUCAGUGUUUAGUGAGUAUACGUUUAGGAAUUACAUAAACGCAACUUGCUUGGAUGGGCAAGAGUGAAUCAUGAGUAGUGUGUGUCUGUAUGCAUACUAUGCUCGCUAGUGGUCUCAUAAAGCGUACUGUGGGUGAAUGAAUCAUAUCGAACAGAAAUUUGGUUGCCCUUGUGUGUUUAUGCAUGAACAACAACAAUUACAACGAGCCUGCGAGCCGAGAUCAGAAGAUAAAAAUGGAUCCGACGCAGAUCACGGCGCUGGCAAAGCUGCUGAAGGAAAGCGGUGAUAAAGUGUUGAACUCGCAGUUCAAACUAUCCCUAUCAGGAUCGUUGCUCCGCGCACUGAACGACUCGUUCAGUUUGAUCGUGGACAAAAAUGAGAUGCUUCCUCCCCAGAGCUUUCAGGUGGUGAAACCGAACAACGCCAAGUCGGACGUGUUUCGGGAGCUGCAGUUCGUGUACGAUUUCGUCCAGAAAACCGUCAUCCUGAGCCUGAACCAGUUCGUCAACGAUGAUCCGUAUGAAUUUGCGGUGGAUAUUAGCAAGUUUCGUAGCUUACGCACGCUCGAGGUGCAAAAGAUUCCCAUCAAUCAAAUCGUCGGGCUGCAGUAUCUCCGCAGCCAGCUGCAGGAUUUGACCUGCAUGAGAAGCAUUUCCGAGGUGGCGGAUGUACUGGUCGGCUGCGGAGGGGACAAAGCCACCGACAAAAAACCAUGGCGUUCACUGAGAAGCAUAAACUUUGCUUACAAUAUGUUGGACUACGUGGACUGUUCGCUGGAGUACGCUUCGUGGCUUGAGGAGUUAAACUUAAGCCACAACCAGCUGGUAAAUGUGUUCGCUUUACGAAGUCUUCCAAAUUUGCGGGUGGUGAAUCUUAGCUACAAUCGUCUCAAUCAAAUCCCCGCCUUUCACAUCGAUGCAAUGAGAAAAAUCAAGGUUCUGCUGCUGUCGAACAACUUUCUAGAAGAUCUGGAUGGGCUGGCCUGUUUGUCGUGCAGCUUAAGUGAGCUGGAUUUGUCCGGGAACUUCAUCGUAGAUCACGGCAUCCUACUGCCGCUGAGCACACUGGUUGCGCUGCGCAGUGUAAAUCUGCUGGAGAAUCCGCUUGCAUGCCAUCCGAAGCACCGACAGGCCACAGCACGGUAUCUCAAUAAAGCAACGUCCCAGGUGAAGUUUACGCUGGAUAACGAACCACUGUCACGAUACGAAAAGACCCUCACCGGUAAUUACGACAGUUACAAAGCAAUACUCGUACCGAAUGCAGUGACGGGCUCGAAUUUAAACCUUAGUGGACGAAACACACCGGCCUCUAGCGCCACUACAAUAGCUGCCGAUGGGGAUUAUGAUCUGCCCGGGGGAAGCUAUAAGGGGCCCAAUGAUGAAAGAGACCAAAUGAAUCAAUCCGUAAUCAGCCAAAAGAAAUUGCGAGUACGACGAGCGGUCAUAUCGGAAAGCGAGAACGAGGAUUCAAACACAAGAAAAUAUUCAGUGGACGCUGGCAAAGUGAUUGAUUCUAUGAUAACAGAGAGCAAUCGUGAACAUUUGGAGACGAAAAAAACGUUGGAAGAGCUUCGGAAACAAUAUGGAAGCGAAUGGCUGCAAAGUCAAGCCGGUCACAUAGUUAAGAACGUGAUUGGCUUCGAUCCUGGAAUGGACAAGGAGUAUGAAAGUGUGGCGCACUACCAGCGGACAAAUAGUCAGCUCAGCCCACAGAGGCAAACGGACACACAUAAAAUAGAAGUGCAUGUAGAACAAGAGCGUACCAGCACACCGAUUGGUGACGAACGUGCGCUGUUUCAUAUACAAAACUUAAAAGAAUCGCCCGUUCAAAAGGAUUGUUUGUCGGACACCGGGAACACGAGCUCUGACUACAAAAGUGUUCCCAGUAACAUCGGGGAUACGAAGUACGAAUCCGUGGACCAGAACACGGUAGGCACGAGCACAAAGGGAUCGUUGAAUUUAACGGAUAUCUACAAGAAUCAAGAGGACGUUGAUGAAGAAUCUGAGGUUGAAGAUAACGAAGUAUUGUAUCAUGUAUCAACACGCGGCAAUGGGUCAGAUUUGUCGAUCGUAGUCUCGGACAAGAGUAUCAAGGAGAAGGAUGUGGUUGGAAAAACAAAAACGCGCUGGGGUAUCAAAACGUUGGAAGCUUGCGAACGAUCCACUUCCUCACAGAUAACACUAACGUUCGACACAAUGAAACGUGAUAAAAGGGAACGCGUAUACGAGAUGGAUGCUCACGAUUGCCAACUGUUGGAGAACCGACUUCGCAACAUGUUGUCACAGCGUCCGCUGUCUGAAAUGAACCAGCGCCUUUACAAAUGUGUAGUAUGCAAUGCCAAAUUUUCACGUGAAGUGAACGCCAAGCGUCUGUUCGAUGAUCUACAAUGUCCGGAAUGUUUCGGUGGCUAUUGUAUUGAAAUAAAGGAGCAGCAGCUAGAGAAGGAUGCAGCAGUACCCGCCGCUGGUUCAGGCGUUGGUGAGAGCAGCAAAACAUCAUUUGCCCAACCUACGUUAGGUUCCAGCAGCGACGUCUCCAGCGCCGUACCCGGACCAUCUGGUACACACAUACUCGAUUCUGCGAUGAUGCAUAACAGUUCUUCAAAAAAUAGCCUAGUGCACCCGGAAGUAUGGAAAUCACCGGUGAAAACUGAUCAGAAAUCCAGUGAAUCAUUCAAUGAUUCUUCGUCGGUUUCGCGUAUAUCCCCUCCGGGAAGCUCGUGCGAUUCGAACCAAAGCGUGGCGGGAAGCACCAAUUCGGAACGUGACCGAGAUGCCGAUUUGCUGGGCAACGAAAGUGAUAUAGAAGUUCUGAGCAAUCCUAGCCAAAGCAGCAUUGAAGUGCUCGAUCGAGGGUACCACCCCAGCAGGAAGGCUUCAGAAGAACGAGUCAUUUCUGGCCUGGAAGCAAUAAAUAUUAGCAGUGUGGAUGCCGUGCGACAAAAUCCGAGCGAUAGUAAGGACGACGAAGACGUGGGUGCCAGCUUACGAACUAAGCUGGAUGCAAGUUUGGAUGAAACCUUGAAGCAAGCGUUCGGCGGCACUGCUAAAGAGAGCGUCAAGGAUGAUGGAACGAUGGCAAAAAGUGCAUACGCAGCAAAGCUUCAGACAUCUCACGCGAACAAAAAAGCGUUCUUGGCGAACGUAAAUUUGACGGAAAGCUCCAGUUCCGGCUCGGUAACCGAUAGUGUGUGCACGGCCUAUGAAUCCAGCCAAGGAAUAUCAUCGGAUGGUUCGGUUUUGAAACAAGCCGCGAAGGAAUCGGCGCUGGGAGAACACGCUCAAUCGCAAGACCGAUCGGUGGACGAUCGUAAGGUGGCGAAUGAAGCUGUACCGGCAAAUAGUGGUGGUACAUCGAAGGCCGACAGUUCCGUGCUUACCAGCGUGCUAGGGGGCUUGUUCCAGUCCACCAACAUGCUCAUGGCGAAAAAUCCCAAAGGGAAAUCUGAGGACAGUUUGCUGAAAAAGUUUUACGAACCGAUACGGUACAGCUACAACGAUUUUGCCAACGUCGAUCAUCGGUUAAAGCUGUACCUGUAUCAGAAUCUGUUUGAGGAUGUUCACGAAUCGCUGAAAUGGCUCGUCUCGUGUGUGAUUUUCGACGAUAAUCGUGUCGAAGAGUGGCCAUCAGGUUUUGAUGGAUUGUUCAUCAUGUCGACCACCAAGUUCUACAUUAUGAAGAAAAUUGCCGCUGAAAACGAUGAUCCUUCAACGUGGCUGAAGAAACACCUUUCCGGGACGAUAGAUCGCGUUGGAAUAGCUCAAUCACUGCCAUGGAAGAUUGGAAUAAAAUUCAUUAUAAGUGCAAUCGGGGGAGUUCACAUCAUACUGCAGGACAUCCUUCGCACGGAUAAGCUGAUGUUGUUUUUUAACGAAAACCCUCUGCCGCAGUAUUGCACCGUCGAUUACCAACCAUCGGAUUUGUUGAACGGAAAGUUGAAGAAAGCAGCGAAGGACGAGCAGGUGAAGAUGGUAAUGAUAAUCAACUUUUGCGACGUGCUAGUGCACGAUGAGCUGGAGAGCGUGCAGCUGUCCACGCUGAUAGUAACAGAGAGCCGCUUGAUGCUGACGCCCGACAUCAGGUGGUUGAACGAAAGCUCGGCCUAUCCAGUGGAGCCCAAAUUUUCUCAACUCAUGACAAACGUUGUCGAGCUGGAGGAUUUGAACGAGCUGUCGUGUCGACUGAACUAUAUGGACGAGCAAGAGGACAAGUAUGAAACGUGGCGUCUGGACUUUGCUACACCGACGGCGAAAGAAAGCACCGUGAAUACCAUUUGUCAUUUGUGGGAAAAAAUCUUCGGCGUGCCUUUGGUGAACGAUGUUACGGCAGCAGGCGACAGUAACAGUGACAAAAACAACGGCAAUACGAAGAGUAACAAGUACGGUGUCAACAAUAGUAGCAAUAUUCGCUAAGUAUGUUUACUAUAGUGUAUUGAAUGUACGUGAGCUGAAGGAGUGUAGCAAUUGACGAUAUGACGGAGAGUAAUAAAAUAAAAGUGAUAUUAGCGAUACGGCUCGUAAAUAGUCUGUUCACUACAUUUUGUUACUCAUUAUCACUUAUUAUAACUAUUUCUUAUUUAUUGUUUUAUAACUAUUGAUUUGACUUUCGGGUUUAAAUACUGAACAAUAAAGCGAGAAUUGUUGAAUAGCAAA
Anopheles stephensi (Asian malaria mosquito) is the source of this 4997-nucleotide messenger RNA. RefSeq lists its product as uncharacterized. Gene Ontology annotation, molecular function: protein binding. NCBI's taxonomy places the organism in Eukaryota, Metazoa, Arthropoda, Insecta, Diptera, Culicidae. The transcript has 12 exons. Gene Ontology annotation, cellular component: cytoplasm. The record is from RefSeq and is a predicted model, not a curated record. Bases 528 to 4757 code for a protein of 1409 amino acids.